AUGUCUACCCUGGAACGGUUAGACCUUUACGAGAAAGUCCAGGCGUUGGCUACCCACCCGGCUUUGAAACCAAACGAACGGGGCCACAUUCAAGCCCUCCUCAACGAUAUCAAGGCAGAUUACGAGAAUUCUGAUGACGAGGAUAUGGGUCGUCCAGAGGUCACUGACAUCCGAAGGUCACCUGAAACCCCUGUCGGUGAGGAGCACACCCAAACUGCUGUGCAGUCAAGUGCUCUUCCAGGUGCCCAAUCCUCGGCUCAAACCACUGGUACAGAGACUCACCCGGCCUCAGACUCCCACCCGGCAAAAGACGUCCGAACCCCUAAUCAAUCACCCACGUGUGCCCCAAGGAAGGGUGAAUUUUUCAUCCUCCCAAAUCCUAUUGGCGCACCUCGAACAACCUGCCCCACCUUCAGCCAAUUCUCGUCAGCAAAUACAACCGGUCCGGUACAGGCUGACGUCAACAUGGGUUCACACAUGGAAGAUGGGCUACAUGCGGACAAAUCACAGAAUACUCUCAACACGACGGGAGGGAGGAGUUUCCUCACGCAAACUGGGAUUGAGUUUCUAGAGUCAAUUGAGCAAAAUCAUGCGGUCCUUAACAAGAGGGUUUCUGUUCCACCCGCGUCCAUCCCUCCGACUCGCCCAGCAACUGCGGUUCCAUCAAACCCCUCCACCACUGCGCCUGUUGGAUCGGUCCCACUUCCAAAGAGAACAGUCAUCCACGAGCCACGUGCACGUCCGACCGAAUACCGCUUUCCCAUGGUACAAUUGGAAGGGAUUGAUGAUGAUGUUGCGGCCAAAAGAGCACGCUUGGAACGCCGUGGUUCACAUGAGGAUGCCGAUGGGGAGCCUGAUGACGAAGUCGACAACACAGACAACCAACAAUCGCAAGGACCAGUCAGCUCGGCUCUUGACAAUGGUCUGAGGAGGACUGAGGAAUUCCGGCGCGGGGAAAACAGACUCCCUGAGAAGGGCACUCAACCUUCGGAAUUCAUGACGGAAUCUAUGUUCAGGGACUACAUUAUUCCGCGAAGACCACAUGAGGGCACAGGAGCAAGCACAAAUGAGAAGCGCCCACGGGAUGACCAGAGCCAACGUUCUUCUGGGGCCACUCCUUCGCGGUCUGCAAGAUCACCUUCGGUGGAGCUGUUUGUCCCUGGCCAACACCUACAAGCACAAGAGGUAACCCAAUGGAACACCGAGUUGUCAACUGGAAUCCCGUGGUCAAUUCAAUCUGCGGAAAAGAGUAUGAUCAAUAUCAGUUUCAUACUCAACAACCUCCCCCAAUUGAUAUCGUCACACCCCACGUUACCUGAAGAGGCCACUAGAUCACUUUGGAUAGAUUUGGAGCACACACAUCAGCUAUGUGUUUCAGAGGAGAUUUUGAAGACAGCGGGGAGUUUGUCUCUGAUCACACGUGACAUGGUCAACAUGGACCAAGUUACUCAACCUCGGGCAGGUUCGGUGCGGGCCGGCUCACACAUACUUGCCCCCAAUCUGGCAACCUUCUUUGCCCCUCCCAAAGUCGCAUACACUCGUCUUCGUGAGGCUUUGCAGCAAGCAUGGGGAAUACGACGUUUGGCCAAUGUGAAAAACGAGUGGGUUCAGCAAGCGAAUGACGAGAAUAACGGGUUAUACACGGCUUAUUACCAUUUCUGCCAAUCGUAUGAUAACCUUGGCGCAUCACUCAACAACGGGGCAGGUGAUGGCGCAUCACGAUCGGCAAUGGAGUUGGUCCAGAACUUCUGUGGCGCUUGGCGGGGCUGGCUUUCAUCUGCACAAAGAACAACAUGA
Messenger RNA from Puccinia graminis f. sp. tritici CRL 75-36-700-3, 1797 nucleotides. RefSeq lists its product as uncharacterized. The transcript is spliced from 4 exons. Lineage: Eukaryota; Fungi; Basidiomycota; Pucciniomycetes; Pucciniales; Pucciniaceae. The record is from RefSeq and is a predicted model, not a curated record. The coding region runs from base 1 to 1797 and encodes 598 amino acids.